Molecule: messenger RNA, 2067 nt
Organism: Fonsecaea erecta
Lineage: Eukaryota; Fungi; Ascomycota; Eurotiomycetes; Chaetothyriales; Herpotrichiellaceae
Exons: 1
Coding region: 1-2067 (688 amino acids)
Cellular component (GO): mRNA cleavage and polyadenylation specificity factor complex
Molecular function (GO): protein binding
Source: RefSeq, a predicted model, not a curated record
AUGAAUACGUCUUUUGGUCACACGGCCAACAGCUACGAUGACCCAGAAGGAGCCUUCCGUCGACGGAGACCGCGGCCGAUUACUGACUAUGGCUCAUCUAUGAUUCAGUGGGUGAGCAACCGAAAACCACCAUACAAAGGCAGCUAUCAUUAUGAACAAGAAAGACCAAGCCAAAGCUAUGUUAUCGACAUGUUGCCGCCUCCCGCGCGGAGAGACGCCCCAGCCGAGUCGAUCCCCGUUCGCCACCUUCACACCUCUCUGGGUAAAUCCAAAAAGCCCGUGACGGUGGUGCGGUGGAUGCCCGAAGGUCGUCGACUUCUUGCCGGUGUGCACAAUGGCGAGUUCAUGCUGUGGAAUGGCAUGUCAUUCAACUUUGAGACUGUUACUGCCAUGGGCUCUAGCUCCCUUCGGGCUGCAGAGUGGUCGAAUCGAAAGGACUGGCUCGUCGCCGCCAACGACGAAGGCACGGUGUAUUAUCUACAACCAACCCUGAACAACCCCCAUCAAUUCAAAGGCCACGACGCUCCGAUUAGAGAUCUGGCCUUUGCGCCCUCGGACGCGAAGUUUGUCACCGCGUCCGACGACAACACCCUCAAGAUCUGGGACUUUACUUCGUCCACCAACGAAUCGACGUUUACGGAGCAUGGGUGGGACGUCAAAGCCUGCGACUGGCACCCCACCAAGGGCCUUGUUGUGUCGGGAAGCAAAGACCACAGCGUGCGACUGUGGGAUCCGCGGACGUGCCGGAAUCUGACAACACUGCAUGGUCAUAAGAACGCCAUCACGGCCACUGUUUUCAGCCGCGUUCGCGACCAGUUGCUUGCGACGGCCGGCAGAGACGGUCUGACCCGUAUCUUUGACCUGCGCAUGAUGCGCGACGUUGCCAUCUUGCGAGGCCAUGACAAAGGCGUGACCACGUUAUCAUGGCACCCAAUCCACCCGAGCCUCAUCAGCACUGGCGGCGACGACGGCUCGCUGCACUCCUACUUGCUCACCGAACCGAACACGCCCGCCGGCAUCUCUUCUACGACAAUCUCGCCCUAUGCAUCGUCAGACCCGCGCUCCGCACCCGCACAGUCAAUCUACCCCGCCCACCGCAUUCCUCACGCACAUGAUUCUUCCAUCUGGUCGAUCGACUGGCACCCGCUCGGACACAUUCUCGCCACGGGCUCCAACGACCACUUUACGCGGUUCUGGUCCCGCGCCCAGCCCGGCCAGACAACCUGCUUUAAAGACCAAUUCCACCUGGGUGAAGAAGGGGCAGAAGCACAGGGCACGUGGGAUCGAAAGUUUGGGCGGAGACAGGCCAAGGAGCUGGAAGAGCAAGAAGAGCAAGACGAGGCCGAGGGGCUGGAGGAUCAGGCGAACCAGGGAGGACAAUCAACCGCUGCCGCUGGAGGGUUGUCGAUUCCCGGUUUGCCUGGUCUCCCUGGCCUCCCUGGGCUGGGGAUGAACGGGUCGACGACGAACCAACCGAUUACAGGCAUUGGCAAUGUUCCCCCGCCGGCACUCUCGCUCCUGUCAGGGCUGCAGCAUAACAACGCCGGUUCUGGCCAGGCAUACCCGACCGUCUCCCAGAUCCCACCGUUUCCGUCCGUACCCGGCAUGGACGCCGAAUCCCUCCAGCGUCUGCUCGCCUUGACCCAGCAGCAAUACCAGCAUCAGCAACAACAACCAGUCCAGCAACCGCCCGCCGGUCCACCACCGAUCGACUUCACGCAACUCGGCCUGCCGGCUGGUAGUUACCCUCCCCCGCCUCCCCCCGGCGGUGUUGGAGGUGGUGGCGGUAGCAGCCAAAUCCCCCCUCCUCUCAUAGGCGGCUCUGCUCCACCGGGCAUUAUUGGCAUUCCCGGCAUCGGUCUCGGAGGCGGAGGAGGCAUUCCAGGCCUGUCUGGUGGCAACGGUGUCGGCGGCGGUCCUUCCAACGGCCUCAACGCUGCCGCUGCUGCUGCUGCUAUUGCCGCUGCGAAUGACGCCGCCAGCAUGCGCCGCCGAGCACCUCUGCCCAGCCAGAGCGAGGGGUUCAAGGCCGAGCAAGCACGGGGCAAUUACCGCAUUGCGCGGUGA